GAGGUGUAAGUGCCUGGCAGAGAGUUACUUCGCAGACUAGAGAGGCAGCACAGCAGAGUCACUCGCCGCAAGUUACCAGGGAGGAGAACGAGAAAGGCAGAGCGGCAGGAUGGCGGUGGAAGGGGGAAUGAAAUGUGUCAAGUUCCUUAUGUUCUUCUUCAACUUCGUGUUCUGGGUGUGUGGCAUUGCUCUCAUUGCGAUCGGGAUAUACGUGCAAAUCCAGCUUAACCACACUCUUAUCAUGAAGAAUGCCACCUCCUCUGGAGCUCCCAUAGUCAUCAUCGUAGUGGGUGUUGUCAUCUUUUUAAUUGCCUUCUUUGGCUGCUGUGGAGCACUAAAAGAGAACUACUGCAUGGUGACAACGUUUGCCGUUGUGCUGGUGCUGAUCUUCCUGGUUGAGAUUGCUGCUGCUAUUGCUGCCUAUGUUUACAAGGACAAGCUGCGCACUGCAUUUGAGGACUCCUUUAAAAAUGGUAUGGUCCAUUAUAAUGACACCAAGGAUAUAGCGGAUAGCAUUGACCUCUUGCAGAAAGAAUUUCAGUGCUGUGGUGCCAUCAACUCAACUGAUUGGAGACAAUAUGCUCCCUUCACUGGUACAAACACUGUGCCUGAUUCCUGCUGUAAGAACAUCACUGCAGGCUGUGGAAAAGGUCCAAUUGCCAAUAUAAAUAGUGAGGGCUGCGCAACCGGAAUAGACCAGUGGGUGAAGAAAAAUGUAGGAAUUGUUGCUGGAGUGGCCCUGGGAAUUGCUUUGUUUGAGAUCUUGGGGAUCGUCUUUGCCUGCUGUUUAAUGAAGGGAAUCCGAAGUGGAUACGAAGUCAUGUGAUCGCUCCACAGUGGAUAAUGCCGUGAUGUCACUUGUCUUGCAUUAGCAAGUUGGGAAGUGGUAUGCACCAUCUCACAGCAAUUUGGCAAUAAAUGGCACAUACCACUUCCCACCUUAACGUGGGGAAUAAUGACAUGCUCUUUGUACUUAAUAUAAAUACUUUGAUAUCACCAGUUCAUUGUUUUUAUUUUUUAUAAAUAUCUCGUUAAAUGUGUUGAGCAGAAGCUGUAGUAUUUCUUAUCUUUGGACUGCAUUAUGGUUUUUCUGACUCUGCACUUGCAUUCACACAUUUAAUGCCUAUAUUAGCAUUUUAUACCCCUUUAACUUCAUUGAAAAUUUAACAGACCUGUGAUUUGCCGUGAUAGGAAACACAAUAAUUAAAAGGAAUUCAAAAUAAUAUAAUCUACACCACAAGGAUUUAUUCUCCUACCUUAUUAGACUAUAACUAGGUCAUACUGAACACUUGCCAGUUUACCUUGGUCACAUAGUAACCAAUCAUAAGCUUCCACUAAUUCAGUAGAACAGUGCUUGAAAAAAUAUCAUUGGUUGCUGUGGUUGCUAAGGGCAAAUUUUGCAUGUGUUGUGUAAAUGGGUGGAUUUCUGGAAUGCUUGGGGUUCACACACUGACCUUGUAGGAAAUCUAUAUUUAUUUUAGUCAAUGCUAUGUCAGAAGCCCUGUGCAUUGAUUGCAGAUAUGAUUAGCACUAUUGUGUGCCUACUUGCUUUGAAGCCUCCUUUAACCCAAUCAGCCUUUUUCUUCUCUGAGACUUAACUUGAUCUGUGUACAAGACAAAUUUGGGAUGGGAGUUUAAGAUGGGAUGAUGAUGAUCCUUUUGUGCCUUACUGCAAUGCUGGCUUUUUGUAUUGAUGUUUUAUUGCUUAAACAAAAUAUGUAGUGUGUUAAUGGUCCAUGUAUGAUUUUAUGUAAAUUGUGCCAUACGUGUGAUGCCAGGGGUUUGAUGCUUCUCUGGGCAACCAUUUUCUCUGUGGUGUAUUUUGUCCUCAUAUUUGACUUGUUUUCCAGUCAGGAAUUUGGAAAAGUUGACAUUUUUGUAGAGCAAAAAAAAAAAAA
Molecule: messenger RNA, 1898 nt
Organism: Xenopus tropicalis (tropical clawed frog)
Lineage: Eukaryota; Metazoa; Chordata; Amphibia; Anura; Pipidae
Gene: cd63
Product: CD63 molecule
Biological process (GO): cell differentiation
Cellular component (GO): plasma membrane; multivesicular body; melanosome
Source: RefSeq, marked provisional